Meira miltonrushii is the source of this 1431-nucleotide messenger RNA. RefSeq lists its product as uncharacterized. Lineage: Eukaryota; Fungi; Basidiomycota; Exobasidiomycetes; Exobasidiales; Brachybasidiaceae. Bases 1 to 1431 code for a protein of 476 amino acids. The record is from RefSeq and is a predicted model, not a curated record. The transcript has a single exon.
AUGUUGCCUGUAAAGGGUAUCAUCUUUAUCGGCUUGAAUGUCCUUCGGACGAUUAGCAUGAUCGCUCUGAUAUUGGUAUUCUCAUCAACAAUUUUACUGAUGGUAAACGAUUCAAAUACCUAUUACAGAUUGCGAAAUCAAGAUCUUCUACAAACAUCUCAAGAUGAAUGUGAUUAUUAUCCUGAAAGUGACGUUCCAACAACAACUUGGGGUAUGUUUUGGAUUCAAUUGGACAGAUUUUGGAUUUUAUGUUUAUGUAUAACGUGCUUCUUUUCAGAAUUUGGAAUCAAAUUUACUUCAAUGUUCUUUCACAAAUAUAUUCCUAUCCUUGGACCUUCUUUUGGAACGAUGCCUUUGGGUGUGAUUCAAGUCAUUAUCAGCUCUUCACUCUUGUCACAUUAUGUGAAAGGCUUUACAUUGGCUACACCUUGGUUGCUAUUCUUUGUCGGCUUACUCAAUACCGCUGCUGGGAUCGGAUUUGGUUAUCGAGGUAAAUUACGCAGAUCUCUCAAUCGAAGCAAACGUGAUUUGCAUGCCUUAAAGCAACAAAAAGAUCUCGAGAAAGCAGUCCCAUUCGGUACCGCAAUUCGAACAUUGGCCAACACAAGUAUAGAUGAAGCACACACUUUGAUGCUAACACACCAAAGAACAUCAAAGAGCGUUAAAUCGAAAUAUUCAAGACAUUCAGGUGAACAUGCUUCUUUACUUCAAGGUGGUGCAGCACCUUCUAUUCGACCUGUUCGAUCUGCUAAAGAUGCUUUCCCAAAUACAAGCGCCGAUGCUGCUUACGGUGCCGCUUUACAAGGCGAUCGAAUUGCAAAUCAACCAAAUCCUGGUAAUAUGUCUGUACAAAACGAACCAUUAUCAGCCAGUGAUGAUGAAGUGUUACGUUGGCGAGCAAGGCAGGACAAUUUGCGCGUUGAACGUGAACAAGAAACGAAGGAGAAUGGUACGCAAUCUUCCUUUUUCAGAGAUUUCCGAUAUGACUUGCAGAAUGAUAUGGCAAUCCCCGUCAGGACUCCAUCAGUGUUGGGCCCCAUGGAACCAACAUCCAAGCAAUGGCAAAGUCAAGCUGCACAAGCACAAGAUGAUGCUGUACAGAAAAAGCAAAAAUUCAAAAGGAGAACCUUGGUUUUGAGUAGAGUUGUUCAACAAGUUCGAAGGGGUAGUCUUGCAGCUUAUCAAGCCACAAAAUCUGCACAGAUGCGUAUGCCUGGAGCCUAUCGUACCAACCUGAAACCAAAAGAAAAGCCAACACCUUGGGUAGAAGUCGACUCUUCUAACAAACCCAAAGAUGACACCCUUCACCCUCCUGCACCGACAUAUAUACCCGGUCGACCCCAAAUGAUCAGUGUAGGCAAAGCCUCGGAAGACAAUCGAACGACUCGUUACCAUACCCCGAUCACUGACAAGUUCGCCAAUAUGCUCUAA